AUGUCCGCACGAAAAGUUGAAUUGACGAAGCUGGACUUCAAGCCUUAUGAUUUUGUUUCACUUAAAAUGACUCCCGAAAAACAGUUUGUUCAAUACGAAUUUGAUAAUCAGGAAGACGUCGAUAUCCUUGUGAAAUGGAAAUCCACACGACCACCGAAGUAUAACGUGGAGCCAAACUACACAAUCGUCAAAUCCAAAACCAAGUUCACAUUUCAACUGUCUUGUAAAAAUAUUGUGAAAGAAUACAACGUUCCAGCUGAUCGAUUCUCCGCUGUGAUCUACGCAAUCAAACCAACCAAUCACAAGCCAAAAGCUAUCUGGAGAACCCGUGAAAUUCUGGACGAUCUUCGAAUUGGAUCGAGGCACAAAAAGAAUGUCUAUAUUGUGUUUGAAGGUGUCAAUGAGGCAAAUUGGUGGAAUAAAUCAAUACUUGACGAGCAAGAACGAAACGACCCGACUUUUGUUAUUGAUGACGAAGAGUGUGAGCAUGAUCAACUGAAGACUGCACUUUUGGCAGGACACUUCACAAUUGUCCAUGUUCCUAUUCAACAAUCAAAUGAGAUUCCAGAAUAA
Caenorhabditis remanei is the source of this 573-nucleotide messenger RNA. RefSeq lists its product as uncharacterized. Bases 1 to 573 code for a protein of 190 amino acids. NCBI's taxonomy places the organism in Eukaryota, Metazoa, Nematoda, Chromadorea, Rhabditida, Rhabditidae. The transcript is spliced from 3 exons. The record is from RefSeq and is a predicted model, not a curated record.